This is a messenger RNA of Loa loa (African eye worm), 309 nucleotides long. RefSeq lists its product as hypothetical. Lineage: Eukaryota; Metazoa; Nematoda; Chromadorea; Rhabditida; Onchocercidae. Bases 1 to 309 code for a protein of 102 amino acids. The transcript has 2 exons. The record is from RefSeq and is a predicted model, not a curated record.
AUGACAAAACCGAUGACGAUAACGACGAUGACAACGACGAUGACAACGACAACGACAACGACAACGACCUCGAUAGCAAUUGAUAGGAUGGUUGUUGAGAUGAGAUGGAAGGAGGGAAAGAGCCAUAAAAUUGGUCAUCAUCAUCGCUUCACUUCAUCAUUAUUUCCAUUACAAUGUAUGACUGAACGUUCGAAUGUGUGUUGGGAGUAUAUUAUUGAUAAUGAUGAUGAUGAUGAUGAUGAUGAUGAUGAUGUUGAUGUUGUUGAUAAUGUUAUCAUAGAUGCUUAUAUUGUUUAUUUUAUUCGAUGA